Molecule: messenger RNA, 3278 nt
Organism: Olea europaea var. sylvestris
Lineage: Eukaryota; Viridiplantae; Streptophyta; Magnoliopsida; Lamiales; Oleaceae
Product: histidine kinase 5-like
Exons: 13
Coding region: 266-3166 (966 amino acids)
Biological process (GO): phosphorelay signal transduction system; protein autophosphorylation
Molecular function (GO): histidine phosphotransfer kinase activity; phosphorelay sensor kinase activity
Source: RefSeq, a predicted model, not a curated record
UCUCUCUCUAUAUAACAUCAUUAAGGGCGGUCGGACUCUUGAAGUGUAAUCGGAGAGCCAAGCUGAAAACAUGCCAUGAAUCCAAUUAGAAAAACAAACUGUGAAGGAGGGGGAGAGAGAGUUGUGAAUUGGGAAUAAUAGUAUUAAAGAGGCUUCAAUCUUUCGUGAAUUGGAAUCAUGUUUGAUGGCAAUUUGAUCUUCAUUAAACUUAGAGUACAAUUUUAAAGAAGAUUCCCGUGAUAUAACUAUAUAAACCGGACAAGGCAUGGGUUGUGAGAUGGAGUCCAAUCAAUCAGAAGAUACGGAAAUUGUCCUCUCGUCAAUGUGGCCUGAAAAUAUAAAUGAAGCUGGGAGGCAGUUCAAUGUUGAAAAGCCAGGAGCAGACCAGGAUAUGUUGGCUGAGGUUACAAUAAAUGAGGAACCUACAAUAGUUGAUUUUAAGCGUCUUUUAGACCUUACGAAUUACAGUGAGCAAGGUUCCUCGCAGUUGGCCUACUUGGUUAAGAAUUGGGAAUAUAAACAGGCCAAUGCCGUACGACUUCUCAGAGAAGAGCUCGACAACCUUUGCCAACAGCAGCAAGCAGUUGAACUCAAGAAACUGGAGAUACUGGAAGAACAUCGUUUUGAACAAGAUGGAUAUGGGGGUGAUAACCAUCCAAUUUCUAUUUUGGAUGAAAAUCUAAGAUACUUCUAUCAAGAUGCACCUCGGAGAAAGAAUCUUGUUAUCUUCCAAGACGAAAUAAUACCAAUAGAUGCAGAAUAUGACAGUAUAAUUUACUGGAAGCAGCGUGCUAUGCAUUUAGAGAAACUAUUAGAGGCAAGUCUUCAACGAGAGCGUGUGUUAAGGGAUAAAUUGCUGGAAAGUAUUGAAAACCUUGAAAGGCAAUCCUCUCCAGUGGAGGAAUUAUCUCAGGUUUUGAAGAGAGCAGAUAAUUUCUUACAUUUUAUCUUACAAAAUGCACCAGUAGUCAUAGGUCACCAGGAUAAAGAACUGCGCUAUCGCUUCAUCUAUAAUCAUUUUCCAAGUUUACGCGAGGAGGAUAUCAUAGGCAAAACAGACGUGGAGAUUUUCACUGGUUCUGGUGUAAAGGAAUCUCAAGACUUCAAAAGAGAAGUUUUAGAAAGAGGAUUGCCUGCAAAAAGGGAAAUUACAUUUGAGACCGAACUAUUUGGGGCAAAGACAUUCUUAAUUUAUGUGGAACCUGUUUUCAGCAAGGCAGGGGAGACUAUUGGUAUCAAUUAUAUGGGGAUGGAAGUGACUGAUCAGGUCCGGAAAAGGGAGAAAAUCAUAAAGCUUCGAGAGGAGAUGGCUGUACAAAGAGCCAAGGAGACAGAGCUCUACAAAACAAUCCAUAUAACUGAGGAAACAAUGCGAGCAAAACAAAUGCUAGCAACCAUGUCUCACGAGAUAAGAUCUCCCCUAUCUGGAGUUUUAAGUAUUGCUGAUAUCCUUUCUGCCACCAAACUGGAUAAGGAACAAAGACAACUGUUGGAAGUAAUGUUAUCUUCUGGCGAUAUGAUUCUUCAACUGAUAAAUGACAUCCUCGAUCUUUCCAAGGUGGAAUCAGGAGUCAUGAAAUUGGAAGCUACAAAGUUUAGGCCAAGGGAGGUAGUAAGGCAUGUACUCCAGACUGCAGCAGCAUCACUACAAAAAUCAUUGACCUUAGAAGGACAUGUAUCAGAUGAUGUCCCGGUGGAGGUUGUUGGAGAUGUCUUAAGGAUUCGUCAGAUUAUCACAAAUCUGAUCAGCAAUGCAAUCAAGUUUACUCAUGAAGGCAAGGUUGGUAUAAAGCUUUAUGUGAUACCAGAGCCACAUGAUGCGAUCAAACAAGUAACUGAUCAGAAUAUAUCUUCUGAUCAAUCACCUGUUUCAGUCAAUACAAAUAAAGAAGAUAAAUGUUUGACAAUAGAAGGAGUCCAUGAGAGUCACUCCAACUGUGAAGAAACAAUAGUGUGGAUACGCUGUGAUGUUUAUGAUACAGGAAUUGGAAUACCAGAAAAUGCUAUAUCCAAUCUAUUUAAGAAAUACAUGCAAGUUGGUGCAGAUACAGCUCGAAAGUAUGGCGGAACAGGAUUAGGACUAGCAAUCUGUAAACAAUUGGUUGAACUCAUGGGCGGUCAGCUCACUGUAUCCAGUAAAGAACAUUGUGGCUCCACUUUUACAUUUGUACUACCUUACAAGGUUUCACCAGCCUCUGAUAGUUCAGAUGAUCCUGAUGAAGUUUCAGAUAUGACCAACCAUGAUAUUUCGGAUGACUCUAAUGAUGAUGAUUUACAUUCAGGAAUUUUCUUGUUCGAACCACGUAUUUUGGGUUCGUUAGUUUCUUCUCAAGGUUCUGGACGGCACCCAAAACUCUCACCAAACAGUUAUGGAUGUAAUGCCUCGCAUAAGUGUAAUGGAACAUCAGAAGACUCCUUAUCCCCCUAUAGUAAUAGUACACAUAAAGAAGCCAAUUCAGAUGAAGAUGUGCGUUCGGUAGCUGGUGUUAUGGAGAUGUCUGAACCAGGGACUUCAUCACAGAUUCGUAGUGAAGUGAAUGAUAUUUUCCAUUCUCAUGUUCACUCCACCAGUUCCUUCAGAACAAGAAAUCAGGUAGGUGAGACUUUGGAAACAAUUAGUUCUCGAGUAACAUGUCCAACACAUGAUCAGCCCGUCAAAAGUUUCAACUGUACUCCCAUCAACAUUCCGGAAAUCCCAAAAGCUGAGCUAAAACCUAAGAUCCUCCUUGUUGAAGAUAACAAGAUUAAUGUGAUGGUGGCGAAGUCAAUGAUGAAGCAGUUGGGCCACAACAUAGAUGUCGUGAAUAAUGGAGUAGAAGCUGUACGUGCAGUCCAAUGCAACAUCUACAAUCUUGUUCUCAUGGAUGUAUGCAUGCCAGUAAUGGAUGGUCUUCAAGCUACAAGGCUGAUCCGAUCAUUUGAGGAAACUGGUAAUUGGGAUGAUGCAGUGAAGGCAGGAGUCGAGUUGCAGUUACCUCUGCUAGAUUCUUCAACGAAUUCAGUUGAACCGAGAAAAUCCAGAGAGCGGAUUCCUAUCAUAGCGAUGACGGCGAAUGCAUUGUCAGAGAGUGCAGAUGAGUGUUUUGCAAGCGGUAUGGACUCGUUUGUAUCGAAGCCUGUAUCUUUGCAAAACUUAAAACAAUGUCUUCAGAAAUAUUUACAAUAAUAUCUGUGAAUGUAUGCAUCAGACAUUUACCAUAGUAUUAGUUGUAAAUAUGCAUCUCGUAGAGCAAAUGAAUGUAUUUUUGCCAUUAAUGUAUGAUGUUUUUUUUCGAGUC